UCAAAAUGCAUGAAUUUUGUUCUGCAUUCAAUAAGCACAAUAUUUGUGUAGUGGUUUUAGCUGUUUUCAUUCAAUUUUUAAUUCUUUCAAAAGUUUAUAAAUCUGUGCUCUAUGAAGUUUAAAAUAUACAGAUGAUUUCGUUUUCAUUGAAACGAAAAUAACUUGUUAUUUGUAGAGAAUCCUUAUAAAUAACUUUCAAUGAAUCUCUUCAAUAAAGCCAAGGGAAUACGUUUUGACAUUUCCUUGUUGUAUUCACAUUGUUUUAAUUUUCGACGCUGGGUGUUUUCUGUCAAUAAUUUAUGGUAUGAAGAAUUAACCAAUGAGGCUAAAAAGGAGAUUGAAGUUUAUUGGAAAGAUAAAAUUAAUGCAACCUAUCCAGUUUAUAAGAAUGCAGAAAAGUUUUAUUUGCUUUCAAUGUUUCCUUAUCCAUCUGGAAAACUGCAUAUGGGACAUGUUCGAGUCUACACCAUCAGUGAUGCUCUUGCAAGGUUCUUUAGAAUGAACGGAAAAAGAGUCAUACAUCCAAUUGGUUGGGAUGCAUUUGGGCUUCCAGCAGAAAAUGCUGCUAUUGAAAAAAGUGUACAUCCAUUUGACUGGACUUCAAACAACAUAAAUGUUAUGAAAAACCAACUAAAGGACCUUAAUAUUAGCUUCGAUUGGGAUAUGGAACUAUCAACAUGUGAUCCUUCAUAUUAUAAGUGGACUCAAUAUCUGUUUAUUUUAUUGUUUGAACAAGGAUUAGCCUAUAAAAAACAAGCACUUGUGAAUUGGGAUCCAAUUGAUCAGACUGUGUUGGCUGAUGAGCAAGUUGAUGAAAAUGGCUUUUCUUGGCGGUCUGGCUGCAAAGUUGAAAAGCAAAGAUUGUCGCAGUGGUUUUUGCGUACAACAGCUUUUUCAAAGGAUUUGUUUGAUGGUUUAAAUGAUCCAAAAUUAGUUGAAUGGAGAGACGCUACAAAAAUUCAGAAGCACUGGAUUGGGGAGCCCGAUGGCUUUAUAUAUCAGCUGAGUCUGUACCAUAAAGGACAGAGGCUGAACGAUACCCUGACUGUGUGGACAGAUUCUCCUGAGUUGCUCUAUGGUGCUACCUUUGUUGCAAUCUCCCCCAACAAUCAUUUUAAUAACCCUGAGUAUGAUGGUGGAAGUGAAAGCCACUCACUAGAUUUGUCUGUAGAGCAUCCAUUGACCGGUGUGCCUCUGCCGGUUUUUGUUACAGACGAAUUGGAUUGUAGCUCAGCAACCGACUCCUGUUUUGGUAUUUCUUCAAAUGGCGAUGAAAAAAUUUUGAAAUUUGCUUCAAAGCAUGGCAUAAGUAUUGUUCCAGUUUUGGAUCCUUCAAACUGCCUAAUUAAUUCGGAAGAAUUUUCAGGAAUGCAGAGAGAAAAUGCCCGGGAAGGAAUUCUAAACAAAGCAAAGAAAAAUGGUGUUGUCAUUUAUCCAGCAAGUAAAAAACUAAGAGAUUGGUUGAUUUCUCGACAGCGAUACUGGGGAACGCCUUUACCUAUUAUAAAUUGUCCUCGUUGCAAGUCAGUAGCUGUUCCGAAAGAAGACUUGCCCGUUCUUCUGCCUAAAUUAGAGGACUUCAGUGGGAAAGGCUUUUCCUUAAAAGCAGCACUUGAUUGGGCAAACGUUAGCUGUCCUAAAUGUGGUGGACCAGCCUUUCGGGAACUGGAUACAAUGGACACAUUUGUCGACAGUUCUUGGUAUUUCCUUCGCUUUUUAGAUGUAAAAAAUGAAUCUGAACCAUUUAGUUUUGAAAAAAUAUCUUCAGAUAUGCCUGUUGAUUUAUAUAUUGGUGGAAAAGAACAUGCUGGAUUGCAUAUGUUUUAUGCUCGAUUUAUGUGCCACUUUUUGCACUCCAUAAAGAAGAUACAUUACCCAGAGCCAUUUCUACAGUUGUUAAUGCAAGGCAUGGUUCUUGGAAAAUCGUAUAGAAUUAAAGGAAGUGGAAAAUACAUUGCAAAAGAUGAAGUUGAUUUUUCAGAGUCAUCUCCGGUGGAGAAAGGUUCUGGGCUUCAAGUCAUUGAAGAGUGGGAGAAAAUGAGCAAAUCCAAACAUAAUGGAAUUGAUCCUCAGGAAGUGAUAAAUGAAUAUGGUAUUGACACAACUCGUUUGUUUGUUUUGGGUAGUGUAGCACCACAAUCUCCUAGAAAAUGGAAUGAAGAAUUGUUCCCUGGAAUAAAGAAUUGGCAAUGGCGAAUUUGGUUGACCUUAGCUGAUUUCAUGCAGUUAAGAAAUGAUGUUGACUCAAAAGUUAAUUUGAGUGCAGAGGAUAUAGAAAAGCAUGCAGUACAAUUAAAAAGUGCCAGAAACUUUUAUAUCAAAGGGGUGACUCACAAUUAUAUGAACACAAGGCAGUUAAGUGUAGCAAUCUCCAAAUUACAAGGUUUGACUGGAGAUCUUAGAAGAGUUCCUAAAAUGAUGGCCCUGGAAGAUUGUUUUCAGGAAACUUUGGCCACACUCAUCAUCAUGCUGGCUCCUUUAGCCCCGCAUUUUUCUUCUGAAUUAUGGUCUGGAUUUUGCAGUGUAGCAAAUAACAGCAGCAGUGCAUAUGACCUAAAUCUUCCUGUUUUGCAUCAAAAAUGGCCUGAACUGGACCAUGACUGUGAAAUGGAGAUUCAUAUCAAGCUCAAUGGAGAAGAAUGUGAUGCUAUUGCUCUUUCAAGGCCUGAAUUUUUGAAAAUGUCAGAAGAAAAAGCAAUUGAACUAGCUCUUAGACAAAGGAAAGUAAUUGAUAUUUUAAAUGGAAGUAAAGUUCGACACGCAAGGUAUAAAGUGUGGCCGAAAUAUGAUUCAGAAGUCAAUAUAGUGUACACUCCUAUUGGGAAGAAAACAAAACAUAAAGCUAAAACUGCUUACAGUUGAUCCUUAGUCAUUGUAUUUUAGAGUUGUACAGUCUAUUAAAUUUUGUUUUAUUGUUGUA
Molecule: messenger RNA, 2920 nt
Organism: Uloborus diversus
Lineage: Eukaryota; Metazoa; Arthropoda; Arachnida; Araneae; Uloboridae
Gene: LeuRS-m
Product: probable leucine--tRNA ligase, mitochondrial
Exons: 20
Coding region: 199-2862 (887 amino acids)
Biological process (GO): mitochondrial translation; leucyl-tRNA aminoacylation
Cellular component (GO): mitochondrion
Molecular function (GO): ATP binding; aminoacyl-tRNA deacylase activity; leucine-tRNA ligase activity
Source: RefSeq, a predicted model, not a curated record